Molecule: messenger RNA, 876 nt
Organism: Closterium sp. Yama58-4
Lineage: Eukaryota; Viridiplantae; Streptophyta; Zygnematophyceae; Desmidiales; Closteriaceae
Source: the annotation of a GenBank genome assembly
AUGAGCAAGAGGCGGCAGCAGCGGCUGCACGCCGUUGCGGUGCGCGUGGGGCGGUUGAACGAGGACGAGCAGAGCACUGCGCGCUCCCCCCGUGCGUCGCUGGGCUUCUCCCCGCUGCGACCCACCAAGCCCGCGAGUCAGCCGCGCAGCAACACGCCCGUGAGUCAGCCGCGCAGCAACACGCCCACGCCCACGCACGUCAUGGGUGCACGCGCUGCUGCUACCACCGCUUCUGGGCAGAGCGCUGCUGUCACCACCGCUGCUGUUAACAUGAAGAGCGCCGCUGUGAAAAACGUUGCUGUGAGGACUGUUCCAGCUAUUCCUGCAGCAGCCAGGGGAUCGUCAGCCAAGGCUACAGCGGCUGCUGCUGUGAAGCCUGUAGCUGCUGUGAAGAGCGUUAAGCCUGCAGCUGCUGCAGCUAAAGCAACGCUAGCCAAGGCCACACGUAUGACGCCUGCAGCUGCUAAGAGUGUUGCUGCUAAGAGUAACUCAGUGGGGUCAGUGACAACAAAAGCAGCAGGCGAGAAGGCGAGGGAGCAGGGCAAUGGGAGGGCAGCACACACGGCGGUGCGUGCAGCAGCAGGGAAGGCGGCGUUGGGAGGGGUGGAGGCAGCAGAAGGGCGAGCAGCAGGUUUGGGAGAGGGUUCAGGGCGUGGUGGCGGUGGUGCGAGUGGUAUCCCUAAGCCUGGGCAGAGCAGGGCAGCGCACACGGCUUCAGCGGCUAAGGCAGUGCAGGCUGCGCCUCACAGCACUCGUAAACCGGCUGCUCCAGCAGCAGCAGUGGCCGCCACUCGCAUUCCCAAGCCACGCUCAGCAGCAGCCAGUGGCAUUCCCAAGCCACACAGCGCAGCAACCAAGGGAAGCAGUGAACGGUGA